GGAGUGAGCUCUGAGGGUUGCUGCCCAGAUCCAUCCUUUUGGCUUUGUCUCUUAGGUAUUUUGAGAUUGUGAGUCUCUAUAGUUGGGAACAAGACCACUCCCUCUACCAAAUUUCUUGAAGAACUAAGACUCCAUACACUAUUAAGAUCUGUGAGUUUUAGGGGCCUUCCCUUCCUCAGCAUCUGAAACCAUGAAGCGUAGAUAUGAAGAGGGGUCAUCAUAUGUCAAGAGUACUGAGAAAGGAUCACAGGAAGGAGAAGGGCAUAUAAGAGAAGAUUCUCCAAUUAGACCUGGCCCAAGUGUGGUGAUCAAAGCUGAGAACCAGCAAGAAAAUGAGAAUUCUUCUAUCUACUAUUCAUUUUCCUCUUCUUUCUCUUCUUCUGCCAUAACACCCAAAACUGAUUGUAAAGGGUGCAUCUACUAUAUCCAGGUGAAAACUAUAAAAGGAGUGGCCGUUGCAUGGGAGACUGAGACUGGAAUGGAGCCAAUCCAGAGGGCACCUCGAAUUUAUGAAUUAAACCCAUCUGAAGAUAGCAGAUUAGAGUCUCCUUACCAAAACUUACCUGGCAAAGCUCUGGCUGAUAUGGACAAAAACAUGGAUGAAAUGAAUGAAGACUAUAAAGAGGAGGAAGUACCAGGACCUUCAAGGGUUACAGAUGAAAGAAGACGGAGAAAGAUCCCUGAUUGGAUGGUCACAACAGACAAUGGCUACCGUUGUGUGGCCUGCUGCCGGGUAUUCCUCACCCUGGAGGACCUCAGAAGACAUGCUAAAUCUGGUCCCAAGGAGGGAUUUAGUUGCCAUGUUUUUAACAAAAAAAUCCAUGAAAGACGAAGAGUCCAGAAAAAUUUGCCUCUAGGCAAAGAUGAACAUUUAACUCAAAGUCCCAAAGAACAAAGUAAGCCACGUGAAGACCAGGGUAAAGGAAAAGGCCGACAUGGACGCACCUCCCGUGAAACUCAGAGUAUGGAGUUGCACCAUGACAAGGAUGCAGAAUGAGCUGGGGUGACUCGAUUAUGGGGACUCUGGUUCUUCUGUCAAAACACUCCUACCAGUCACCCCAUUUUAAUUCCCAAGUCAACAACUCUUUGAAACCCUCACAGGUCCAAUAGUCCACCAGCUAUAGCAUCUCCAGCUUUCAUUGGAAGGAGGUCAAAAGUCACAGGGAACAAGAAAGAGAACAACAAAUCCAGGAGCAGGGCCAAUAAGAAUGGACUCUACACCAUCAAGUCUCCUUAAGGAUUGGAUUGUCUCGUUUUUGUAUUGACUGAACGAUCUCCAUAUUAGAAUGGAAAACAGAACAGAGAAAGUUCAUAGUCUUUAUUGUGAGGAAAUGAUCAGUGGAAGCUCUCACUAUUUGGGAAUAGAAAUGAGACACGAUGGUUCAAGAGCAGAUUGCAGCUGGAGCAGAAGAAGUUCUUCAGAUAAACAAAAUGAAGACUUCUAUACAGAUGAAACUGAGUGGAAAGAAGAAAAAAAGAAAGAAAAGAGUUGACAGGAGAGAAGAAUCUAUAAUUCUUAAGGAAAAUGUGAGACUGACACUCCCCUGCUCAAAAACCUUUAAUGGCUCCCCCCUGCCAACAGGGUAAAAGCUCCUUAAGGUCCUCUCUCUA
Antechinus flavipes (yellow-footed antechinus) is the source of this 1611-nucleotide messenger RNA. It is a transcript of the gene FAM170A, whose product is annotated as family with sequence similarity 170 member A. Gene Ontology annotation, biological process: fertilization. The record is from RefSeq and is a predicted model, not a curated record. Lineage: Eukaryota; Metazoa; Chordata; Mammalia; Dasyuromorphia; Dasyuridae. The transcript has 4 exons. The coding region runs from base 191 to 997 and encodes 268 amino acids.